Messenger RNA from Vitrella brassicaformis, 1712 nucleotides. The record is from the annotation of a GenBank genome assembly. Lineage: Eukaryota; Vitrellaceae.
GCCAUGUAAAACACGUUGAGGUCUGGCAUUGGGGCAGUGUGCAGCCGGAUGUCGUUGUCAAGUGGUGUAUGGGUUUGUGUGGGUCUGUGCGACUCGUGACUUGACGCGCGACGAUGACUCAUGUGCCCAUGUGGUAGUGUAGCUGCACCUGAUGAUUAAACAGACAGCGACACACAUCUGCACCCUCACCCGCCACCACACACCAUCACUCACCAUCUCUGCCCGCAAUGCAGCACACGCCUGUUUUGCGCCAUCGCUCCCGCCGUAGUCACAGGGGUGGAAUGGGCUGGAUUGCUUCUGCUGCUUGUUCUGUUGCCACUGAGCGUACCAGAACUUGCCCUGCUUAUGCCAGUGCACGCCCGUGAUUCCACUCUUGGGUGGUGCCCACCCGCCGCCCCUCUCCGUCCUGUCCCCCCACACCUGCUUGGCCAGUGCCUCGGCUGCUUCCUGAACCAUGGAUGCGUCGAUUCGUUCAUCAGACUCGGCUGGCGGAUGGUUCUCUCCCACCCACCUGUGCCUCCUUCAUCCCCAUCUUCAGGACGCAGAAUUCCUUGAUGUAACGAUUCUCAUCACCGGGCGCCUGCACUUUCCACUGGUUGUUAGUCGAGUCGAAGGUCACACCGGGCUGGCGGGACUUGUACACUCCAGACGGGAUGAUGGUCAUGUUGUUGGGUCUGGUCGACGUCAUGGGUUCGAGGGGGACGGAUGGAGCGGGAUGCUUGUGGGGCAUCAUGUCGGACUCAGUGCGAGGGGGCAUGACUGCACAGAAACCAGAGCAAGUAAUGGGGACUUGUCAUUCCGUGCACUGCACUGCCGUGGGCGACCUCACCGGCAUUGAUAGCGCGGCGCUCCCGUCUGUCCUUGAGGUCAACCCAUCGACGACGCUUCUACACAGAAACGGACCAUCACAUCCAUACAAAUGUGUGCGUCUGCCUCUCCUGAAUGUCUUACCUCAGCACGACGGUCUGGAUUGCCUUCUUCCUCGGCAGCGGCCGCACACUCAGACUCACCCUGCCAACAUAUACACACACACACACACACACGCAUGAGACAUAUGUUACACCAAUCCAUCCGCACCUCCCAGGUGAGUGCGGCCCUUUCCUCACCUUGUUGCUCGGUCCAGCUCCCUCCUCUUACGCCCUCCCGCCUCACGCCCUCCGGCCUUACGCCUUCCCGCCUUACGCCCUCCCACGCUCCUGCCCGCUGCCUUGUUUGCCGUUUUGCGGCUCUUCUUUGCCCUCCCUCGGCGGCCCGAUGCCUUCUCCUCCUCCUCCUCCUCCUCCUCCUCGCUGGAUGCCUCGUCAGCGCCGCCCUCCCACUCCUCGUCAUCCCCCACACCCGCUGUGCGGUGCCGCUUAUUGACCUUCUUGUGGGCCAGCAGGGCACUCAAUGGGUAUUCGUCCUCGUCUGGACCGUCCAGCUCCAUGCUCACUGAGAUCUUCUCGCAGCGGUGUGUCGGGGGCUGAUGCAGCGAUGGCCAGCUGGGCGGCGGCGGCGGCGGCUCUGCGGGUAAUCGGGGGGCCGGGAAUGGCUGCGGCGUCAGGUAUGUCGGACACAUGGUGGUGCUGAACACCUUCUCCCCCCUUAAUCACACUGCCACGUGCUCUGUCGACCGCCAUUUGGUGAAUGUGACGGGCACUGGGCACCGCAGCGAAGACGGCCCCGUCCCAGAGGUCCAUAGAAGCCUCAUCCAUGGUGAGGGAAAACAGCCG